AUGAAAGUGGUGGUCACCAGAGACCUGGCGCGCGUUGAGGUGAGUGUCGUGUGUCUCUUCCGCGUCGAGAACGUCGUCCUCAGCACCGUGUCUCUGUCCAACCCUCGGGAGCUGCUCCAAGCUCUGGUCCAGGGAGCGCUCCGGGACGUCCGGGCCCGCCACGACUUCCACCAGUUUCUGCUCUACAGGAAGCUGGUUGGGCGAGAGGUCCGGGUGGCAGCUGACUCCCUGGCCGGUCGUUGGGGCAUCAAAAUGGAAAGGGCGGACAUAGAGGAGGUGAGCAUACCAGAGGAGCUACAACAGAACAUGAGGGAGCAGAGAGACGUCCAACGACGAGCUCAGAUCAUAGGGACGGGGGCGGAGGGCGAGCGAGCGGCCUGCCAACUGAGGGAGUCCCUGGACUCCAUAUCCGGUUCUCCUGCUGCCAUCCAGCUGCGCCUCCUCCAGCUCCUCACCACCCUCCAAAGAUUUGAGCGACCCCCGCUGCUCCUCACACUCCCCGCCGACCUCCUCACCAUGACCCAGGACCUCUCCCGGCUCCCCCCACCCCCACCCUCCCUCUCAGCAGCAGAGGAGGGGGAGGAGGAGCAGACAGACUCACCUAUGAUGUAACCUUCUCUAAUCAACUGAUGUUUUUCCGUACAGUAUUAAUGUUCCAUAACAAAUAUUUAUAUAAAAAAAUAAUAUAUAUAUUUA
This is a messenger RNA of Gadus morhua (Atlantic cod), 696 nucleotides long. It is a transcript of the gene nphs2, whose product is annotated as NPHS2 stomatin family member, podocin. Gene Ontology annotation, cellular component: plasma membrane. NCBI's taxonomy places the organism in Eukaryota, Metazoa, Chordata, Actinopteri, Gadiformes, Gadidae. The record is from RefSeq and is a predicted model, not a curated record.